AUGGUGUUGAUGAGCCCAUCAAUCGGUGCUCUGAGGCGACUGAUUGCUGUUUGUGAAGACUAUGCGGUGAAUCAUGGGCUCAAAUAUAAUGUCACUAAGAGCGAACUAAUGGUUUUUAAAGCUGGCAGUCUGACUUAUCCAUGUAUCCCAGACGUAGCACUUUGUGGAGAACCACUGAGAAGGGUGGACAAAUUUAAAUAUCUAGGCCACUGGGUCACUGAAGACCUUAAAGACAAUUGUGACAUUGAAAGGGAACGUAGGUCGCUGGCGGUCCGUUGCAACAUGCUGGCCCGCAGGUUUGCGCGCUGUACGAAGCCGGUUAAAGUUACCCUUUUCAAAGCCUAUUGUCAGUCUUUUUACACGUGCAGCCUGUGGGUCAGCUUCACUCGGCGGGCCUACAGCGACCUGCGCGUUCAGUAUAAUAAUGCACUGAGGGUGCUGCUGCGGCUGCCAUGGCGAUGUAGUGCGUCAGGGAUGUUUGCAGAUAAUAAUAUUGAUAGUUUUUCCGCCAUCAUUAGAAAAAGAUGUGCGUCCCUGAUGGCUCGCGUUCGUGGCGGCACCAACAGCAUUCUCAGUGUAUUCGUAGAUCGGUGGGAUUCCCCGAUGUGGGGAAGGUGGAUACGGCUCCAUGCCGAAAUUUAA
Molecule: messenger RNA, 642 nt
Organism: Spodoptera litura
Lineage: Eukaryota; Metazoa; Arthropoda; Insecta; Lepidoptera; Noctuidae
Source: RefSeq, a predicted model, not a curated record